AUGGCGUGGACUGAACAGCCUGACGGCCCCUGGACCCGGCCAUUAGACUGCCAUGAUCGACUCUUCCAGUUUACGAGCGACCAGGGCAAGCCACUGAAUCGCGAGCACUGGCUGCUCGUGGGCACCGUGCGGAUGGAGCUGCCCCCUACUAAGCUUGACCCAGCGGAGGAGCUCUGCCAGGCGUGGAAACGACUACGUCUACAGCAUCCCGACAUUGCCCUCGAGCUGACCGAGGCGCGCGAGAAGCGCUACCUCCCCGUGAGCAGCCCCGAGGCCCUCAAUGCCUGGUGCGACGCGACCUUUCGCAUCGAGACCGACGUGCUGUCCGCCGACCAUCUCUUCACUGAUCGCCUGCGACGCGCCGCGCCGCAGGCCACCUGCCACUGGGUGCCGGCCAGCGGCGAGCUGGUGCUCGUGUCGCAGCACUGGCGCUGGGAUGGGUGCGGUCUCCUGAUGAUGCUCCACGAGCUGCUGGCCCAGCUGGAGCAGCCCACGCCAACCCCAGAGCUCGACGGCCGCGAGGCAGGCCGACUAGUCCCAUCCCUCGACGUCGUCCUGGGCAUGCCAGACACAAAGCCCAUCUGGGAGAAACAGGCCGGCGAGAUGCUGGCCCCCUUUCUCUCGGGGAUGCCAUCCAUAGGGCUGCGAGAACCGGGCCGCACUGAUACACCGGCGCCAGCGAAGACGAUCCGCGUCGAGCAUGUCGUCUCGUCGAGUCUCACAGCGUCCCUUCGACGUGCUGCACGCUCGCAGCACCAAAUAACAGUAACCAGUGCGGUGCACGCGGCCGCCAUCGCCGCGACGGUGCGCGCCAACCCAAGCUCGCCGCCAGCCACGCGCUUCACGUCGUGGGCCAUGUUCGAUCUUCGAAAACACUGUCCGCCGCCGUUUGACGGGCCUUUGCACGCGCCGUCCCUGCGCACGCUGGGCAUCCCCAUCAGCCUCGAUGCGCACGCCGCCUGGCCCGACCUGGCACACGCCCUGCAAGCCGUGUACCAUCAGCCCUGGACACCGCCCGCCAGCGACCUGGUCUUCGUGCGCGUCCCCUUGGUCGACAAGGCGCUCGAAAUGCUCGCGCAAGACCACCAAGACAUGCCGCCGCCGUCGGAACCGAGCAUUAGCAGCCUCGGCAUCCUCGACCGCUACGUGCGCUCCCGGUACGCCGGCAACAUUAAGGUCACGAACGUCUCGGUGGCCGUGCAUCAGCUCUCGCAGCAGUUACAGAAAAAUGCCACCCACUUGGCAUUUGCGCACGAGGCCGAGCUUCAGGGUAUUAAUCAUCGCGAGGGGCAGGAGAAGAAUGGUGAAAUCGAUGAUGGUAUUGGUAACCUCCAGACCCAGGCAGACGCGACCGCUGGCGAGGCAGUAUUCGACGGAGCCCAUGGCAUCCCAGAGCAUGUGGAUAGGGCGGCAUUGAAAGACACUGAGGAAGAUAAACACGAAGAACCAGAGAACCGAGAGCGCCAUGGCGAAAUAUCUGUAGCACUGGAACACGACGGAGAUGGCGAACAGGCUGUGGAAGAAGGCGAGGAUCGAGAGUUUGAUGAAGGUGAUGCAGUGUAG
Molecule: messenger RNA, 1563 nt
Organism: Talaromyces rugulosus
Lineage: Eukaryota; Fungi; Ascomycota; Eurotiomycetes; Eurotiales; Trichocomaceae
Exons: 2
Coding region: 1-1563 (520 amino acids)
Source: RefSeq, a predicted model, not a curated record